ACAGAGCUCACUGUUGAGUUGCGACACACUGAAGAGCUGAUGUACUUGUUAUUUUGGGAUCUUCACCCCCUACUCACGGGCAAUUGGGAACGGCUAACAUGUGCUAGCCAAGCCAGUGACACUCACAUCCUGGGAAUGCAGGAAAGGAAGCUUUUUGCUACACACUGUCACUAUAACCUGGAGUUGUGUGAUUUUUAACACUGUUCCAAAACCAACAGAUUCUUUCAGUACAUUUGCCUCGGGGGAAUUGGAAUAGAUUUCACACCCAGCACACUCCCCACCAGUAGUGAGGAGCUGAAUACAAAUUGGGCGGAUGUCAAAGUAUAUGUAGAGGAGCAAUAACCAACUGUGGGCUGCAUUAGAAGAAAAUUAACGUGGGUCACAAGGAGCACUGGGAUAUGGCAACGCCAGCACAUGGUCAGCUCUGCCCAAACAUCUACAAUUCCUACUGUCUUAAUGGAGGCACCUGCUACAUUCUAAGAAUGUCCUAUCCAUUCUGCUGGUGCGAUGAUAGCUUCCAAGGAAGCCGAUGUGAAGAGUUCUUGCUACCGAGCCAUCAAUUACAUAGGGCUAUAAGUCCAUCACUGAUCGUUGUUAUUGUGGUGGCUUUGAUUAUUGUGUUCGCCAUAACACUUGGUAUAGCACACUUCUACUGCAGGAAACGGAGACAAAACAGAAAUAUCCAGAGGAACAGCAGCCUGCACUACACAGUGACAGCACAUAGAGCAAUUGACAUCAGGGAGAUACUGUCGGUCAGAUCCAGCAUCAAAAAACAAGAUGUAGACUCUAGACCCAAUUAGAAGUCCAAGGAGGGGAUGUUUUAGGUGAGAAAUGUCAAAGUGGAUGCCCCUUCUGAACUGCCGCUUGAGAGAAUCUCUCCUGGAAUGAAUGAACAAAAUGUUUGAGUCACACAAGUGACCAGCAGCAACAGCAGAAGGUCAUUGACCUGUUUGCUCCUGUAAGCCCUCUCACCUGGAUUUUUAAUAACAAGGGCCUCCAUUUCCAUGCCAACUCGGAUUCUUAAGGGGUUUGACAAGGUAAAUGCUGAGAGAAUGUUUCUCCUCAUGGGAGACUCUUGGAUCAGGCAGCACAGUCUCAGAAUAAACAGCUGCCAGUUUAAGACUGAGGAAUUUCUUCUAUCAGAGCGCUGUGAGUCUUUGGAACUCUUUGCCACAGAGAGCUGUGGGGGUAGAGUCCUUGUUUAUACCUCAGGCUGAGAUAGAUAGAGGUCUGAUCAGUCGGAAAACCAAGGGUUACGGCAGGAAAGUGGACACAAGGAAUAUCAUCUGAUCAGCAGUGAUCCUACUGACUGGUGGAGCCGACUUGAACAGUAAACAUCCUAUUCCAUUUCUUAUGGUCUUUGUAUAUUCUUCCAAACACCUCUGUUGUUCCACCUCAGUUAUGAAACUCACUUUGUUUUAUCAGUGAUGAAACAUCUGCAAGAAAAACAGAAUGUGCUGAAGAAGCUCGGCAGGUCUGGCAGUAUUCCUGGAGAGAGAAACAGAGUUAAUGAUAUGAUGAAACAUUUUUCGCUGGAACUACCUUUUCGUCAGUGCCUUAUCAAUUCCUGUACUUGGAUGUAAGGCUCAAAAUCACACUGUCCUGGUUAUCAAUUUGAUGUAUAGGUUGGCAGGAGAACAGCUGAGAUACCGCCCGACUGUGAUCACACUCUAUGGGCUUUGUAUGUUCUACUUAAUACACACUGCUACAAGAUAAAUUAUUCUAGAAAAAAUGAUGUGUUUUCACCUUGCUAUCUUCCCUGAAAUUUCUUGGACAAAGAUAAGAGUGUUACUUCAGUUGACCAUUGAGUAUAUACUAAGACCCAAAUAGUUUGCCUCCAUCCUCACAUGACCCACCUCCACCACCGUCUAUGAUCAUGAGCUGUUGAGAUCAUAAUCCUUGCUUUUCUUUCUGCCAGACAUGAAAACUACCAUUUACUCUUGGCUGGUCUUGUAUGCUCCAGCCUCCAUAAUCUUGAGCUCAUCCAAAACUCUCCUGCCCACAUCCUGACCUGCACCAAGUUCCAUUCACCCAUCACUUGGAUCAAACCUUUAAGUAAGAUGCUCUUAAAACACACUAAAACAGCAGCUAAUGAAUUUGAAAGACCCUAUACAGACCACAAGCAAAAUUAAUAUCAUUUAUAAAAUACCGUGCAAGAACUGUAACAAACACUACAUUGGACAAACAGGCAGAAAACUAGCCACCAGAAUACAUAAACAUCAACUAGCCACAGAAAGACAUGACCCACCCUCACUAGUAUUUUACAUACAGAUGAGGAAGGACACCACUUCAAGUGGGACAACACAUCCAUCCUAGGACAAGCCAAGCAGAAAAAAAUAAAAAUUCCUAGGAGCACAGCAUUCCAACCAGAACUCUACCAAUAAACAAAUUGACUUGGAUCCCAUUUACCACCCCCUGAGAAAAAGAAUGGAAAAUGACAUCACCACAGGAAAUGACAUCACCAACCCAAACCAAGCUAAACACAUAAAUAAAAAGUGGGCCUUACCACCGGAGGCACAGUGAUGAUGUUACCUACUGUGGUGACGAAAUGUCUGAAAACAAACCUUCCAGCUCAGCAAGCUACCUUACAUCCAUGCUCCUAAAAGCAACGACUGGAGAAA
Molecule: messenger RNA, 2621 nt
Organism: Hemiscyllium ocellatum (epaulette shark)
Lineage: Eukaryota; Metazoa; Chordata; Chondrichthyes; Orectolobiformes; Hemiscylliidae
Product: pro-neuregulin-4, membrane-bound isoform-like
Exons: 5
Coding region: 399-800 (133 amino acids)
Biological process (GO): positive regulation of mitotic nuclear division; epidermal growth factor receptor signaling pathway; positive regulation of cell population proliferation
Source: RefSeq, a predicted model, not a curated record